Molecule: messenger RNA, 855 nt
Organism: Pleurotus ostreatus (oyster mushroom)
Lineage: Eukaryota; Fungi; Basidiomycota; Agaricomycetes; Agaricales; Pleurotaceae
Exons: 7
Coding region: 1-855 (284 amino acids)
Molecular function (GO): metallopeptidase activity
Source: RefSeq, a predicted model, not a curated record
AUGCUCCUCUCACUUUUCGUCGCGUUGGCUUGUACUGCAGUGGCCACAGUAGCCCAAGGCGCUGAACACAGUCCCAAAAAAUGCUCUGCGAAUGCCGACGAAUUCGCAAUCGCUGCCGCGGAGAAGCACUUCCAGGCAAACCGAGUGCCUUCGUCGAGCUUGCAAGCCCGAGGAGCGCACAAAGAAGCGGCCCUUGACGUGUACUGGCACGUCGUCAGGUUGAACGAAACAGAGGAGGGCGGGGAUACUAACCCGCUGUUCAUUAACACGUCGAUAGACAUUAUGAAUUACCACUUCAAGGACGCGGGUAUACGGUGGAACCUCGUUGAUGUUUCACGCACGACCAACGAGGUGUGGUUCAGAAACGCCAGCGGGAACUCGACGGCGGAAUUCGAAAUGAAGCAGGCUCUUAAGAAGGGGGGCAAGGCUGACCUGAAUGUUUAUUCCGUCGACAACACUUAUGAAACCGCGUUUGGUUGGGCGACCUUCCCUUAUGAAUACCCGUUGAACCCAGAGUGGAUGGAUGGUGUGGUAGUGCGACAUACCACCUUGCCCGGCGAUUUCGAGGGGAAGCAUAGAGGAAAGACGCUACUCCACGAAGCGGGCCAUUGGUGUGGACUGUAUCACGUCUUCAUGAAUUCAUGCGACGAGCCAGGAGACUACGUCGACGAUACGCCUCCUCAAGAAGCACAAUACGAGUGUAUCUUCCCUCGUUCCAGCUGCAUCAAAGGCCAAUGGGAUCCGCUAUACAACAUCAUGGACUACACAAGCGAUUACUGCCAAUCACAGUUUACGCCAGGCCAAAACCAAAGGAUGCGCGAGCAACUCAAGAUGUAUCGCGACAUAGAUAUGUAA